AAGAGUCCACUUCUCCACACCCUUCAGCGCAGAGUGAAGAAAUGACUUCAAGAACACUUGUUGAAUGGAAAACGCUGAUUCUUCUCCUCUCAGCGUUUCUGUGCUGCUGGGGACUGGACGUUUCUAUUCCAAAGCAGGAAUACACGGUUAAAAAAGGAGAAGAUGUUGAGCUGAUCUGCAAUUUCAAACCAGCAGUUGCUAUUGCCAACAACUUCCUCCUCACCUGGGAUGCUUACCCUGAUGUUACUGGUGCACCUCUGAAAACUGUGGCCUCCUACUUUCUGAACAGUCCUGUGGACAUUGCGCCUAACUAUGAAGGCAGGGCUUCCUUGGAAGUGAAUGUCGAGAGAAAGACCAGCACGCUCCGACUAACAGGGGUGACCAUGAAAGACAGCCGCCAUUACCAGUGCAGCGUCAAAAUAUCUGGCGAUGACGAGGGAACAACAGCUGCCUCCACUUCUGUUUUAGUGCUGGAGCCUCCCUCUCCACCAAUCUGCAGGAUUCAGGGAAAAGUGGAGUAUUACCAUGACAUCAAUCUCACCUGCAUGUCUGAAGAGGGAUCGCCAAAACCAGUCUACACAUGGACAACCUUCAGUGUGGAAAACAUUCCCAGGCAAUUCCCUCCUAAGACAACUCAAAAGGAUGGAGUUUUGUCUCUUUACAAUAUUUCAAGAGAGACUUCUGGAUACUUCAUUUGCACAUCCAAAAAUUCAAUUGCUGUUGCCUCCUGCAAUGUUACACUGGCUGUUGUUCCUGGUAGUAUGAACAUUGGAGCUACUGCGGGUAUUAUUGGAGGAGUACUUGCAGGUUUACUGGUUGUUGGGAUUCUGAUUUUUUGCAUCUGCAAGAGAAAGAACAAAAAGGGCAAAUAUGCUCAACGUUCACCAGGUGACAUUGAAUUUUCUGACAAAGACGAUCCAGUAGUUGAAGAAUUGGACAUGGAGGACAAGUCCAACACUGCAAAUAAAAACAUCAGCCAUCAAAAAGGGAUGAAUGACAAAACUGGCGAAAUUGGACAAAUGCUUGAUGUUGAUCAAUUCAGUUAUAAAAGCAGUAGUGUGGGGGUCAAAGAUGGCAAGGGCAGUGAUUUUGACUCUGUGCGUUAUCAGGACGACCAGCAUAAUCACUAUCGCGGAAGUAGAGAACAUCUUGAUGAUCAACGUGACCACUAUGGAAGUCGAGAUCGCCUAGAUGAUCGUCGUGAAAACUAUGGCAGUCGGGAUCACCUUGAUAACCGCCAACGCUAUGGAAGUCGGGAUAACCUUGAUGAUCAACGUGGGCGCUAUGGAGGCAGUCGUGAUCGUCUAGAUGACCGUACUGAACGCUACGGCAGUCGGGAUCGUCUAGAUGACCGUAGUGAACGCCAUGGCAGUCGGGAUCGUCUAGAUGACCGUAGUGAACGCUAUGGCAGUCGGGAUCGUCUAGAUGACCGUAGUGAACGCCAUGGCAGUCGUGAUCGUCUUGAUGAUCACAGUGAUCAGUACCAGGGUAGUGACCGUGGUGACCACUACAGUGAUCGUCACUACAGAGAUUAAACAAGUUUUUCAUCUGAAGUAGUAAUAACGCUGUUUUAGCCACUUUUUAAACAAUAAAACUAGCUCCACUGAUGGUAAGGGGAUCUCAGACUGCUUUUCACACAAGCAUUGAUUUGAUUGGACUAAGAACAAAGUAAAAUUUAACUCUUCAAUUUGGUUCUGUUUGCUCUUAAGCUUGAGUGGACCAAAGCACCAAAGGCUUUCAGUUUCAAAAGUUGCUACAAGAAAAAAAAGCACAAAAAGGGAAAUCUGCCAAGACCUGUUAGUCCAUCUCCAUCUUACUAAAUGCAGAGUACAAAUAACCCCUUUGGUCACUUUGGACAUGCAGCUGCAGUCAAGAUAUUUUAGAUAAUUGAACAUAAAUUCUUAAAAAAAAAAUCAGGGAGUAAGAAAACUUUAAAAACAAGAUGUGGACUUUAAUGGCAUUUAUUUAUUGAAAAAGCAGAUGUUUUUUCAUGAAGGAGAAAGAAAGUCAUUUUACAAGAUGAUGGUGGUCAGCAUAUAAAAUAGAAGUUUCAGUUAAAAAGUAAAGAAAUAAAGUACUUUUAUUUCAAUUUCUGAAACAACAAACAACUGUAAAGCUUUAGCAAACCCAAAUGUUCUUCAAAGGGUCCUUAGUAUGACCUAUCUUUCCUCUUAUUAUUUUCAUUUGAGUUUUUUAAAUAUAUUUUUUAUAUUUUCUAUAGAACUUAAUAACUAUAGAACUUGUCUUUGACAAAUGGAAGCCAAAACAUCUUAGUGUCUUGAUAAAAAGGAGUGUUGAUUUGUUGAUAAUAGAGGUAUGCAUGGGCUCCUAACGACACAUUAUUGUAAACAUUAUAGAGUUGAACAUGGCUAUAGUAGAAUCUAUUAGUUUCAGUUAAACAGCUGGAUGUCAAAACACAGAUGAUUUGAAAAAAUUCACGAAAAAAUAAUGGAAUAUAGUUUCAGAGAAGAUCCACAUCUGAUCAUGGUGGGAGAAAUUAAUUGAUGGCUGCAGUUAACUACAAAGACUGCAUAUUUUCCAUAUUUUCUGCACAUAGGGACUGGCCACUGAAUUAUAAGGCGCACUGUCAAUGAAUGGUCUAUGUUAUCAUAUGUAAGGUGAAUGGAACUAUAAACUGCAUUUAGCCAGACAAAAAGGGUCAGAGCAAUCCGACGGAUUUAAAUAACUGUAUUCACAAUUACUCCAACUUAUUUGCAAUGCGCUACUCGUUAGCCACAUUUUUUAGAAGUGUUAGCAUAUUUACAAUACCUGUAACUCCCAACCUUGUUUGCAAAAUGUUUUAAAAAAGACUGAUACUGCUAAAAAAAACUUUACUGUGACUAUGCUAACUCCCAACCUUGUUAGUAACACGUUAACAACAACAUGCAGUCCAAAAGUGCUAUAUGUUAGCUACGUUAGCCUUGUCGGCAGCUUGUAAAAAAAAAAAAAGACUGACAAUUUGAUAGAGCACCAAGUCAAUCAGUUAGCAAAACCAGAAUUAAUCCAUAUUUAAACUGCUCUGCAUUACAAAGCGCAUUAUUAAGUGGAUUAUAAGGAGUUUUUGUAACAAAACAAAAAAAAAAGAAAAAAAGAAGGCUUUUACAUGCGCCUUAUAGUGCGGAAAAUACAGCUUGGUCAACUAAUUCAACAAUUCUCUAAUUGUUCAUAGUUUUUUAUUAAACAAUUAAGUAAUUGCCACUAACUUUACACACAGUAGUGGCUGUGGUGCAGCGGCAGGGUAGUUGAACUUGGAAUAUUGUGGGUUCUAUUCCCGCAAUAUUCCACACUUCAUGUGUUGAAGUGUCCUUGGGCAAGACACUGAACCCCACCUUGCCUGGUGGAAGGUUGGCGCCUGUGAGUAGCAGAACUGCCACCAGUGUGUGAAUGGGUGAAUGUGUUUGUGACUGUAAAGCGCUUUGGGCCUUUAAGGAAGGUAGAAAAGUGCUAUACAAGUUUACGCCAUCAUUUACCAUUUUAGCGGGUGAUCUUGGAGUCUUACAUUUUAAUUCGCAUUUUUUAAGAACCUAAAUUGAUGUUUAACUUCGUUUUAAGUUUUUUUUUUAUUCUCGAAUUUUAGCAGUAAACGCUGAAUUCAGCUAAAAAUAUGUGGGCCGCGGAGUCAAUUUGAAGAACGUUUAGCUCACCUGUCACCUGUGAAGGCAGCUCAACUCCUCUAAAGCUGACCAGCCAUUAAACUGGGUCACGUGAUUGCGAUUACGUCAGCCCAUAGUCUUUAAUCAUGCCGUUAUGUAGAAUACUAAUAAAUAAUUAAAUAUUAAAUGCCGUUCAGUUCCGUGCUAAUGGACUACAAUUCAUGAAAAUUAAUCACUAAAUUGCUGUUAAAUGUGUUGUGUUCUUUGACAAUUGUCCUUAAUUUUAUGUAAAAAAAAAGUUUUAAUAUAACGCUUAAUAAUUUUUUAGAGUAAAAAA
Molecule: messenger RNA, 3930 nt
Organism: Oryzias latipes (Japanese medaka)
Lineage: Eukaryota; Metazoa; Chordata; Actinopteri; Beloniformes; Adrianichthyidae
Product: V-set and immunoglobulin domain-containing protein 2
Cellular component (GO): plasma membrane
Source: RefSeq, a predicted model, not a curated record